Messenger RNA from Phoenix dactylifera (date palm), 1880 nucleotides. RefSeq names its product zinc finger protein CONSTANS-LIKE 14-like. Gene Ontology annotation, molecular function: zinc ion binding; protein binding. The record is from RefSeq and is a predicted model, not a curated record. Lineage: Eukaryota; Viridiplantae; Streptophyta; Magnoliopsida; Arecales; Arecaceae.
UGCUCUUCUUACCGAAGAAGAGGCGAAGAAGAAGAGAAGAGAGAGAGAGAGAGUGAGUGAGAGGGCCUCUCUCCGAAUUCUGGGGUUAGGUUUCGGGUUAGGAUUUCCGAGCUUUCUAGGUUUUUUUGCCGGAAAUGGGUGACGGCGGCCGCGGCGUGUCUGCCCUGUGCGACCACUGCGGCGAGGCGGCGGCCGUGCUCUACUGCUGCGCUGACACGGCGAAGCUCUGCCUCCCCUGCGAUGGCCUUGUCCACGCUGCCAACGCCCUCUCCCGCCGGCACGGCCGCUCCCCGCUCUGCGACAACUGCGCCGCUGCCGCUGCCGCCGCCCUCUGCGCCGUCGACGGCCUCGCCCUCUGUCCAGAAUGCGACUGGAACGCCCACUCCGCCCACCCUCGGACCCCCAUCGAGGCCUUCUCCGACUGCCCCUCCGCCCUCGAGCUCGCCGCCGCCUGGGGCUUCGAUCUCUCCGCAGGAAAAAUCCCACCUUUUACCCCUCGGGACCAGGAGCUUUCCCCUUGUAGUAGCAUUUCGGCGGCUCUUGAUUCGAUUCCGGCCGUCGAUCCGGUGCUCGGGAAUCUCCAUGUCCCCUGUACCAAGCGCCAGAAGAGCGGAAGGGGGUGGCAGGAACUACUGAGGCAGCUGGUGGAAUUGGCUGGAAGGGAGCCGGUCGCUGCUCCGGUGCCGGGCGAGCUCAGCCCGAGAACGCCAAGCAAUAACAAUGGCGGCCAGUACGAGAAAGAGAACCGCGUGGUGGAGCAUAUAGGAUUCACCUCGUUGCUUAAUUUGGACUUAUCAGCAUGCGCUGGUCUCAAAGGAAAUGAUAGGCUUCUGGAGGAUGAGGACUUGGUAUGGGAUUGUGGUCCUUCUGAACAUGUUACUCAGAUAUGGGAUUUUAAUUUAGGAAGAUCAAGAAAUCAUGAUGAAUAUUCUCCGCACGAAGUUGGAUAUGGUACAAACAAUGCUGGUUUUAUGAUUAAUAGAUAUAGUGAUCUUCGUAAAGACAGUUCCUUUGCAACUACAAAGGUGAUGGAUUAUGUAUAUGACAUGAAUGACCCUUCAGCAAUCGAGGAUAUCUUAUCUACUCAGAGUUACCACGUAUCAUCUCAUAAUCUGAACAUGGCAGCAAGGACUGGUAAAUGGCAGAAUAAUGCGACCGAUUCAGCAAAACCCUCCGGAACUAAGACCUUGACUGGUUAUUUACAUGAUCCUGGACCUGUUGACAAAAGCAAGGAAAUUUCCUUUGGAGAACAAUCCUACUACAUCAGCAAUGGAACAGCAGAAGAAACUAAGAAAGCUGACAGUCAAUUAUUGGCUCACAACAGGGACAAGGCUAUGUUGCGGUACAAAGAGAAGAGGACGAAUCGCAGAUAUGACAGGCACAUCCGGUACGAGUCCCGGAAAGCAAGGGCUGAUUCAAGGAAGCGGCUGAAGGGUCGUUUUGUUAGAUCAACUGAGGCUUAAUGGUAGUUGAAAAGGCCUUAUAAUGAGGCCAGCAUUGGCUGUAUAUAUUUUUCUUACUGUCGCAGCUGGUGCUGCUAUUAUUGUUGUCAUUUAAUCUGUCUCAUGAAGGUUAGAAUCCAGCAAUUUCACUGUUUCUUGAAUAGCAUCUCAAAUGAGCAAAUGUAGUGGGGAGGGGCCACAAUCUGUUUCUGGAUAUUUGAGCUAUGAUGAGUGGUGGGUUGGUCUUUCAGGCCAAGCAUAUCUUUAGAGAGACAAACGGGGCUGCCCAAACAAUCUGAAGGUACUUUGUGGGUUGGAAAAUGGGAGUUGCCUAGAAUGCUUCGGGAUCUAUUAUUUUCUGAUUUUAUUGGAUGUAUCAAUUACUAGAAAUGUAUGAAUCAGCCGUUUCAGAAAAAAAAGAGCAAAUUUAGAUCUCCA